ACUAACCAGCCCCUUUAUGGUGGAACAAUGAUAUUGCAUCCCUUAGGCAAGCUAAGCAACAUGCGUGGCAUAAUUUCAAACCGGUCGUCCACAAAUCUCAUUCAAAUCAAAAAACUGAACGCGCAAUUUCGUCGGAAAAUCAAAGACGCUAAGCUCGUAUGUUUUCAAAAAUUCACCAGCAACAUUACUGCGUCAUCCGACCCUAAGAAAAUCUGGGCCGACAUAAAAAAGCUCACUGGUUUACCUUCCAAUUCCCACAUCAAAUUCCUUAACUCCACUCACGGCAAUCUUGUAUAUCCCCGGGAAAUUGCUCAAGAACUCGCCAGCCACUUUUCUAACGCCUCCUCUGACCAACACGACAACAUGGAGGACAAAAUAUUCAGGCUGUAUCCAAAGCUCACUCUAAGCUCCAAUCCUCUUAUUCGUAAUGACUUUCAAGCUGCAGCCGCACGUAUCCACACCUGCGCCUUAUUUGCGAAAUAUGUCGAUCUGCCGUUCAAACAACACCCUCCGCGGUACACUCAUCGCCAGGGAACGGAUUUUAUGGAAAUAGCCUUUUUUUCUGCUAAAGAGAUA
Rhagoletis zephyria (snowberry fruit fly) is the source of this 576-nucleotide messenger RNA. RefSeq lists its product as uncharacterized. The record is from RefSeq and is a predicted model, not a curated record. NCBI's taxonomy places the organism in Eukaryota, Metazoa, Arthropoda, Insecta, Diptera, Tephritidae.